UUACGUCUGUGUAUGAAAUUGAAAGUGAAAGUUUCAGGCAACCUAGUCGAGCCUUUCUGUUGCCAGCAGUCUCACUCCAGAUCAGCUACGCUUAAACUCAACAGGCUCCGACUGCUGCUUACAAAUUCAGCCUCUGCUCACCCCUCCUGAACUUUUGGAUCAAUACGUCUGAACUGAGGUCUCAGCAACAUGGAGUCUGGAAGAGGACCGAGCGGCAGAUGAUCGACCAGACAGGAGACCGUGAUGGAGGAUCUGCCGGUGACAGGCGGAGGAACUGGUGCAACAGGCGGCUAGGAAGAGGAUUCUCCUUUGUAGGAUGGUCAGAGACAAUCUUAACAGAGCAGUAGUACAGAGCCAAAAACCAAACCACGCAGCUGAGACAGAGAGCCAGAGUCAACCCACGGAGGAGCCUGCAGGCCCUGAGCCAGCACAGAGCCCAGAGAGAGUUCAGCCAGAGAGCCAGGAGCCCACAGAGAGGCAGCUGGAUUUACUGCUCUGGAGCAAACUCAAAAAGGAAGGCCCCGAAUCCUGGAGCCAGCCAGCGCCUGGAGCUGACAGUUUGCCUACACACCUCCGUCCAUUCAGCAGCGAAGCAGAGUACAAACUUGUGAAGUGCACUUAUCAGCAGCUCCAACACAGCGGAUACUACUGGGGUCCUAUGAGCAUGGAGGAGGCACAUGAUAUACUCAAGAGUGCACCGCUGGGAACCUUCCUCAUCAGAGACAGCGGCCAGCCGGAUGUUUUCUUCACUCUGAGCUACCAGAGUGACGACGGCCCGACCAGUGUCCGCGUCCAGCUGACCAACCUGCUCUUCAGUCUGUACGGCAGCCACAGGACUUUUGCGACACUCUUCGCUCUGCUCACUUUUUACACCAGCUCGUCGUGUAAACUGACAGUGCCGUAUCGCAAGCAGCGCCCAGAGCGGCUCAAGCAGAUGUGCAGGAGGGCUUUAAUAAGCACAUAUGGAGCAGAAAGUUUAAGCACCUUACCUGGACUCAGUACUCAAGUUAAAACCUACGUUCAUGCGUACCCUCACUAUAUAUAGACACACACCUGUGGACUGAGUGACUUUUGCUGUGUCAUUGUGUUAUUUUAAGUUUUUAAAAAAAGGCUUUUUAUUUGUGUUUUUUUUAUAAACAACACACGUUUUUCGGUGUUAUGAAUAACAUGUAACAUAUCUGCGCAAUAUUCAAAAGUUAUUUGCACACAUCAUUCAGAUGUUUCACGGAGUACUCAUAGCACAUUAUAGCAGUGUUUAAUUAGUAGCAACAUGUGCUGUCAGAAAUCAUCAUCAGCAUCACUGCUAUUAAUAAUAUUACAUAUUGGUGCCAUGUUUUGAUCGGAUCCUAUGUACACACUGCAUCCAGGAUACAUGAGUCAACAUUUAAACGCUGCUGUUGUCUGAAGCUGCUUUACUUGAUAUUUGACCACUGGAUGGCAAAAGAACAUCAAAUCAAACUGGUGUGUGCAGAGCUUGUAGAAUUAUGGCUGAAAUAGUCCUUCGCAAGUGAAUUAGUGGCCUUACAUUCUAAUAUUUUCUCCUCUUUCCCUGUGUUUUUAAUGGAGCCAAUAGCGGUUGUGGUUGCGAAUAUGUUUUUAAUCCUGUGAGUUAAUUAUCUCCUCAUCUCAGGUCAAAAUAGUCAUUUUCUGAUAAUAACUGGUGAAUUAUGUCAUUAUCUUGGGAAAACAAUAGGUUAUGUCAGGAUAGAAGGGCAAAAAGGUCAUUUUCAUGAGAAAGUAAGGACUUCUUCACGUCACUUAAAGAUGAAUGAGGCAGAGAGUACAGUGUAUAUAGCUUGUGAUGCAACUAGUCUACACGUGACGCCAUAUUUAGUUUACAGCAACUCAUCCAAUCCAGCUGGAUCGCUGGAUUACGCACCUUUAUGAAGUUGCAGAUGUAGGCCAGCCAAGAGGAAGCCUCUUUAGAAUGAAAGCAUCACAAGAAAAUUACUUCUUUAUUUUUGUGAAAUAAUUGACCUGUUAUUAUGAGAAAACAACUUUGUCGCUGUAAAUCCAACACAAUCAGUUGUACAAGGUGAAAAAGCACCACUGGGUAGCAGAAUCGAUAAACACUGAAUGUAGGUUUGUCUCUAACCACUAUUAUAUGUAUUUAUUUGAUUCAGUUUUGAUUUACAGUAUUGGCCCUAUUGAAGAAUGCGGUUUUAACAACUGCUCAUCAACACUUGAAAUAAUUUUACAUAAAGUUACUGUCGUCUGACUUGUGGUACAACAAGAA
Stegastes partitus (bicolor damselfish) is the source of this 2236-nucleotide messenger RNA. RefSeq names its product suppressor of cytokine signaling 1-like. Gene Ontology annotation, molecular function: 1-phosphatidylinositol-3-kinase regulator activity. The transcript has 4 exons. Lineage: Eukaryota; Metazoa; Chordata; Actinopteri; Pomacentridae. Gene Ontology annotation, biological process: phosphatidylinositol phosphate biosynthetic process. The coding region runs from base 317 to 1045 and encodes 242 amino acids. The record is from RefSeq and is a predicted model, not a curated record. Gene Ontology annotation, cellular component: phosphatidylinositol 3-kinase complex.